AUGGCCGAGAGGUGGCGGUCUCUGGAAGGUGGUCUGGCGAGGAUCUUUUCGCUCCUGCGGAUAGACUCGGACGCGAGAGACCUAGGGAGGGGUUCUGGAAGCUUCCACGCGUCCGGGACGUCCUUAUCGUCGACGAGGAUGGCGUCUACUGGCGCUGCCGCGGUGUCGAGCUCGGAGAGGAAGACGAAGACGAUGGCCUCCUCUCGCACGAUUUUUGAAGCACUUGAAACGACGACCAGGCCCGCCGCCCCGUGCUUAUUUGCCGAGUGUUGCGAAGGGCUUCGCCGGGCUGGUCGUUGGCCGCCACGGCUACCGAAAGGUCAUGCCGGGUCGAGGAGCAGCGCCAGGACGACGGCCGUCGGCCGAUGCCUCGCGAGGCCUACCGGGAGGAGCAGCACCAAGGACAUAGUCCCGCGUCGGACAGUGCAAGGCUUUGCCGCUGGUUGUUCGCGCUGCUGCUGGCAUACGCCCAAGUUGUGCCUCACGCUGGGAGCAGUCUCCGCCGAUUUGGCGGGUUGGGAGCCGGCUGCGCCUCUUUGUCCGUCUAGGACCCGUCGCCUUUCGCCACGCCGCCGCCAGCAACGGCCCAGAUCAAGAGGAUGCAGGCACGCGGCGCAUCAGCCAUGCUUCGGGCGCGGGUGUCUAACAGGCACAGUCAGACACGUCGAUCUCGAGCUUUGCACGGUGGUGGGCAGGCACAGCCAGGCCAUGGGCGAGAGACGAGCGGUGCCGACCAGAGUAGUGUUUUUGGUUCUGGCCGAGCUGAUUAUCUACCGAGGAUACCUAGACCUUUCCACUCUGGCUGCUGGUUCUGGGUAGGCUACCAUUAAGGUUCAGCUCGCCGUCAUUUGUACAUAUUGAGACGAGUUGAGAUUGUCAUUGCUUUGGGUUGUUCAAUUCUCCGAGGUAGCUGCCCAAUCAUGAUCGACAUGAGAAUUCCCGUGAAUAUUUUUAUUGGAUGCCACAGCAGGGGGUUAAUACAUGGUGGAUUGAGUAUAUAAGUCGAGAUCUAGAAAAGUCUGAUUCCAUUGAACUUCUGAGCCUGUGACGAAUAAAUUUUUUAUCUAUUGGAGAUACCACUGUAGAGAGUGGAACAACUUAUGAGACCAGAAGCAUAAAUUUUCUCCAUGUUAACUUGAUCCUUAGCAUAUUAUUAUCAUAUUUAGCCUUUUGGAAAUUUUCAUUUCAUGUAGUAGUCUUUGUGGUUAUUUCGUAUUAAGCUGACCUAGAAAACCUCACGUCUUGAUCCGAUCAUUUUAUGAUCUGUAACCACGUAGAGCUUAGCGCAAACUCAGUUGCACGAUAUUAUGUCAAUUACUAUUAUUCUAGGCAACAAUGGUGCAUCCUACUGCAUAGGAAACUUAUGGAAAUGUAUAUAUAAACCAGAUUGUACUUCUGGCUGGAUCGUCCUAACUUCAUCCUUGAAGUCUGAACACCAGAUCCAGCUGCGAAUUUAACUUCACCAUCGGUUAUGUGGUCAGUGUUCUACAUUCUAUUAGUGUCCACCCAUUAAUGAGGUAUGUAAUACAACUUAAAGAAAUAUCAGUGCUGAUGCUUCGUUUCCGUGCAGAACAACAUUGUACUCACUUCUGAAUUUGUUUACACAUUUCUUAUCUUUUGAUUUCUAACUCACCUUGGGGCCGCCUUAGUAAUUUUAUAAUAGAGGCUUCUUUUAUUCUUCAACUUGUGGCUACCACAAAGGCGCGGCAUCUCACCAUCCGGUCUCAGGAAGAUCAUGGGCUCGGGCAUUUAUCUUGCUUCCAUAUCGUGAGGGAUGGCUUCACCCUAAAUCUCUGUUUUCCUGAAACUUUAUAUACUCAAAAUAUCCCACUUAUGGUUUAUAGGUCUUUGGAGGCGCUUCUUUAAAUCAUUUGAUUUUCUCCGUCAUGUAAUGCCUAAUAUUAUAGUUAUGACUUAUAAGUCGUUGGAUAUGCAAAUUAUAAACAUUGAUUUUCCUGACGUCCUCUGUUCUCAUGUUAAUGAGAGGUGUAUUUUGGAUAAUUUUCAGGUAAUAAAUGCGUGGGAGCACAAAAGAAAAUUUUGCAUUCCCAUCCUGCUUGCAAAUAUCAUACUGUGCUCAUUAGGUAGUUUGUUUCCAUGGACAACUUCUGGCACGUAGGCUGCAAGUGAUGUUGAGAGAAAGUAAGUCUAUUAAGAGAUAAAUAUAAAAUACAUGUCCCAUGUCUGGAAUUGUUUGGCCUUCCCAAGGUAUGCUCCUACAUAAUUAUAUACGUUGGCAUUUCCAUGAAUUGCCAACCGCAAAGUGUGGCAUGUUCUGGCAAGUUUGAAGUUGGAGUGAUAGUGUUAUUGUAAGAGACAGAAUCCAGCACGAUUAUUGAGGUAUGCUCUAGAAGAAUAAGUCCCUAUUUGUUCCCUGCUCUGCUCCUUGCUUAGUUUUACACAUCGAAUUUAUGUUCUAAAUCCUAAAUUUCAUAGAUGAACUGUUAGUGUUCUUUAUGCAUAUAGUGCAUUUCACAUUUUGUUCCCCUGAACAUUUGUGCGACUUAAGUUGUUCCUCUCUGUACUCAACAAACGUGAAUCGGGCAAAAUUUCUAUAUACCUAGAAGCCUUCAGGUACCCUGCAAUCUAAUUGACUGAUUAGACCUUAGAUUAACAAUACACGGCCUCCACAUUUCUUGUGUGUAUAUAUUUUCUUGGAUUCAGAUAAUUACAAAUGUAAGAAAGCAUGGGAAAGACUUGUAGUUUGCAGGCAUUGCAUUCUGUUUUUGCACUAGGCUCAUAUGUUGCAAUGUACCGUGGCUUGCUAUACAUUGCGUUGCAUGGCUACAAACAAACACGCUUAUUAUUUUUGACUGUACACUACUGAAUAUUCUCUCCCGGUCAAAUUUUCUUCCCUUCAGUGUGUCGUGUCGUAUUUGUCUUCCUUCUGACUGGUGAGUAGAUAUUUACAUAUACCAGUAUUAAUAAUUGAGAUUGGAUUCUUAAUCUAUUCCAGCUACGUCAAUAGGGAAUAAUAUUUUUGAUUAUGUACCACACCAUGCAAAUGGUUCUGUCUGCAUUUUGCGGGAAAAAAUACCGAGGCAGUUGAUAAAUUUGUAUCAGAGAAAUGCUUUGAAGCAUUGAUGUGCUUUGGUAGUGAUUGAUCUGUGUCUUUGGAACUGUUGUUUGCAGUAUUGUGUAGGGACAAAUUACUCGGUGGUUUGACAUAGCCAAGUCACUCGAUCUCAGUAUUGAUUGAGUAAGCGCGUUCUGGAUGUUUGAAGCCAGACACUAAUAA
Molecule: messenger RNA, 3238 nt
Organism: Lolium perenne
Lineage: Eukaryota; Viridiplantae; Streptophyta; Magnoliopsida; Poales; Poaceae
Source: RefSeq, a predicted model, not a curated record